Messenger RNA from Penicillium verhagenii, 522 nucleotides. Its product is annotated as DUF4149 domain-containing protein. The record is from RefSeq and is a predicted model, not a curated record. NCBI's taxonomy places the organism in Eukaryota, Fungi, Ascomycota, Eurotiomycetes, Eurotiales, Aspergillaceae. The transcript has 4 exons. The coding region runs from base 1 to 522 and encodes 173 amino acids.
AUGACUGACCCUCGCCCAUACCACAUCCUCGGCUACGGCACCCUUUUGGGUUCUCAGUUCUUCCAGUCCUUCGUCGGCGGAACAGUCGCAUUCCGUGCCUUGCCGCGCCCACAGUUUGCUAGUUUGCAAUCCGCCAUUUUCCCUAUCUACUUCUCCCUUCAGACCGCGCUUCCCGUCGCGGUAGCUUUGACUGCCAGCCGUGGUGGAAGUGCACUGGGUCUAUCAGGCCUUAUUGACCCCGAGAAUCGCUACAACACUGCACUCCCCCUAGCCGCUGUUGCCAUCGCGGGCUUGGUUAACAAUGUUGUUCUGCGCCCGCUCACAAUCAAGACCAUGCGCGAGCGAAAGCACCAGGAAACCCGAGAUGGAAAGAAGAGCUACGACCCUGCGCCUCAUUCUAAGGAAAUGCUGGCUCUGAACAAGAAGUUUGGUCGCGUGCAUGGUGUGUCGAGUCUGCUUAACUUGGCCGCUUUUAUUGCAACGAUCUAUUAUGGAGUUGUUUUGAGUAAGCGACUUGAGUAG